AUGGCUAGAACUAAACAGACAGCCACCAGACGGCGUCGAAGACACGGUCCAUUGGAAGUGUCGUCUAAUGAAAUAACCCCAGUUGAGGGGGCACAGAUGAAUGAAGAUUCAGGAGAAUACUCCCAGUCUGGGAUCCCUAGGACCCCUAACGAUACGAUUUUAGAUGAAGUUGAGGGUAGAGACGAUGAGGAAGCCGUCUCCCAAAUGGAACUUGAUAAGGCUAGCCCCGAAGACAAAGACGGGGAAGAGACUACGUCGGGCACGGGGUCAGCCGGCGAAGAGGUCUCCCAAGAAGGAGACGGGGAGAGCACCGCCUCAGGGUCUAGCACUAAGGAUGACGGAAUCAUGAGUGACGAGGAGGUUCCACAGGUUCCAAGGGGAUUAACCUUAGAACAGGCUCAAAAUCUUAGAAGAGAUAGGCGAAUUGACGAGUUGGCAGCAAGGAUGGAUGAGUUAUUAAAAAGGCUUCAUACUUGUGCUGGAGAUUCUUCAGGGAAAGGGAAUUUUAACUCUAGUUCUGGUUCAAGUGAGGGAGAACAACCAAGGAGGAACCCAAGGAGGCCACGAAAUAAUUAUUCCUCAAGUGAUGAAUCACCAAGGCCUAGGAGAAGAGAUCGACCAAAGGAUGAUGAUAGGAACCUUAGAUUAGAUCUUCCCGAAUUCAAUGGGAGUAUGAAUGAACCUGAAAAAUACUUUGAGUGGAUUAGAAGGGCCGAGACACUCUUUGAUUACAAGGAGUAUGAUGAAAGGAAAAGAUGCAAAUUGGCUAAAUUAAAACUGACCGGUUAUGCUAGUCUUUGGUAUGAUAAUCUAAAGAAAAAGAGUCAUAAGGAGGGGCGUGCAAGAAUCUCAACUUGGGAACAACUCAAGAAGCACAUGAAAAAAAGGUUCGUACCUAGUGAUUAUAUUCAAGAUGUUUAUCUUAAGAUGCAACUUUUUAAACAAAAUUCUAUGACUGUUGAGAAUUAUAUUGGUGAAUUUGAAAAGUUAUGCAUGCUAUGUGGCUUAGAAGAGAUUGUUGAGCAUAAGAUUGCUAGAUUUAUUUCGGGGUUGAAUGAUAAUAUUGCUGAAAAAGUUGAAUUGCAACAAUAUUGGUCCUUUGAGGAUGUUUGCAAGGUAGCUUUGAAAGUUGAAAAACAGAUAAAGGGGAAGAAAGGGACGUACACUAAGCCUUUUGUAAAAGGUUUCACUAAACCUUUUGAGAAGAACAGCUUGGAGAAAAGUGGUUCUAGUUCGAACUACAAGGAGACUAAAUCAAAAUUUGAAGCUCCUAAAAAGCUUGUUGAAGAUAGGAAGUGCUUCAAGUGUGGUAGUGUUGGUCACAUUGCAACUAAUUGUCCAUCAAAAAGAGUAAUGACUGCUCAAGAGUGGGAACAAGAACAAGAACAAGCUAAGUGUGAGCAAGGUAGUGACUAUGAAGAAAAGAACGAAGAGGAAAACUUUGAAGAAGAGGAGGGGCAUAUUGACGAAAUUGAUCCCGAGACUCAUGGUCAAAGUUUGGUUCUAAGAAGGGCACUACAUUCUAAAACCGUACCUAUGGAAAACAAUCAAAGGGAGAAAAUAUUUCUUACAAGGUGCAAGGUAGAAGAUAGGUUGUGUGACAUGAUCAUAGACACGGGGAGUUGCACUAAUGUGGUAUCUACUACUUUGGUAGACAAAUUGAAGUGGCCAACUACUGAACAUCCAAGCCCUUAUAAGCUUCAUUGGCUUAAUAAUUUGAGUGAUGUUAAGGUAACUAAACAAGCCUUAAUCUCCUUUUCAAUUGGUAAAUUUCAUGAUAAAGUUUUGUGUGAUGUUUGUCCUAUGGAUGCUUGUCAUAUACUAUUAGGCCGUCCUUGGCAAUAUGAUAGAUUUGUGAAGUUUGACGGAAGGACUACUGUGUAUGUUGUGAGAAAAGGAGAAAAAGAGAGACCGGUUGCUUUAAAACCUUUGAUAAGCAACAAGUCUUCUAAUGUUACCUCUAAUUCGAAGAGUUCUUAUUUGAUUAGUGAGAGGGAAUUAGAAAAAGAGAUUUGCAGCAGCAAUGUGGAAUUACCUCUGGGACUACCUCCUAUUUGUGGGAUAGAGCAUCAAAUUGACUUGAUUCCGGGAGCACCAUUACCUAAUAAGGCAGCUUAUAGAAGUAAUCCGGAAGAAACAAAGGAGAUGCAAAGGCAAAUUGAAGAGCUUAUGACUAGAGGAUACGUGAGGGAAAGUAUGAGCCCUUGUGCCGUGCUUACCUUACUUGUCCCAAAGAAAGAUGGGAGUUGGCGCAUGUGUAUUGAUAGUAAGAGUGUGAAUAACAUCACUAUCAAAUACCGAUUUCCUAUUCCAAGAUUAGAUGAUCUACUUGAUGAACUACAUGGUUCAAAGUUGUUUUCUAAGAUUGAUCUUAUGAGUGGUUAUCAUCAAAUUCGAAUGAGAGAAGGAGAUAAGUGGAAAACAGCAUUCAAGACUAAGUUAGGGUUGUAUGAAUGGUUGGUGAUGCCGUUUGGACUCACUAAUGAACCUAGAACUUUCAUGAGGUUGAUGCAUGAGGUACUUAAACCUUUCCUUGGCAAGUUUGUUGUUGUUUAUUUAGAUGAUAUUCUGAUAUACUCUAAAAAUUUGCAUGAUCAUCUAAAUCAUCUAACAAGUGUGUUUGAAGUGUUAAGAGUGAAGAAACUCUAUGCUAAGCUUGAAAAAUGCUACUUCUUAGUGCCUAGUGUUACUUUUCUUGGUUAUGUUGUAUCAAAAGAUGGAGUUUCAGUUAAUCAUUCGAAAGUAGAGGCUAUUAAAACUUAG
Messenger RNA from Chenopodium quinoa (quinoa), 2763 nucleotides. RefSeq lists its product as uncharacterized. NCBI's taxonomy places the organism in Eukaryota, Viridiplantae, Streptophyta, Magnoliopsida, Caryophyllales, Amaranthaceae. The record is from RefSeq and is a predicted model, not a curated record. Gene Ontology annotation, molecular function: zinc ion binding; nucleic acid binding. Bases 1 to 2763 code for a protein of 920 amino acids. The transcript is spliced from 3 exons.